AUGAGCCAGAUCAAGGAUCCAGAGGAUCCAGAGCAGGAGGGUGCAACUGACGCCAUUGGACGCACGUGUUGCUGGAUCAGCGUUCUACAUCGUGGGGACACCUCGGCGUGCAGCGCAGAGGAUAACGUGGACCAGGACACGGGGAACGAGUUCCGGCCAAGCGGCAAAAGGAAGCAGAGGGCUGCGUGGAGCGUCAGGAAAAGCUUGAGCAAGGUUACAACAGAAGGGAAACCGUCGCAAAUAUUAUAUCGGUUGCGUGCCCUGGACGACGGUCGAUGCGACGAUGAGGUGAUGCGCUCUAUUUUCUUGGAGCAAAUGCCAGAAAUGGUGAAAACCAUCUUAGUAGCGGCAAAAGUGGCGAAGUUGCAAGAUCUCGCGGAACUUGCAGAUAAAAUAUUCGAGUCCACUGCACAAAGCAGCCACGUCGUCGCAUCGAUCGAUGUGAGGGAUCGAUCGAACCGUGAUUCGAUGGAGGCGAAGCUCGACAAACUGACCGACGCGGUAUUAAAGAUGUCGGCCAGCUUCGAGCGCCUCGAGGAAGCGAUGUCGCGGUCGAAGUCACGGCAACGCGGGUUUGCCGGUCGUUCGAGCGAGCGAAGUCGAGCGGCUCCGACGCUAACCCCCGCGGUGUGCUGGGCGCAUAGUAAAUUCGGGGCGAAGGCAUACGCGUGCAAGGACCCCGAAAAUUCCAGGAAUUGCAAGCCCGUGGCCAGCGGUCUGCGGCUCUAUGCCGCGAACAAUACGCGUGUCGACACGUAUGGCGAGUCGACGCGCACCAUUGAAAUCGGUCUACGACGACCGAUCACAUGGAAUUUUUGCGUAGCAGACGUGCCAUACCCGAACGUAGGUGCUGAUUUGUUGACGCACUACGGCAUCACCGUGGACUUGAGAGGGCGUAAAAUAAUAGAUGCGCUGACCAAAUUGCAAAUUUGGUGCACGACAAAGAACGUGAACCACGUCCUGACGCACACCGUUGAUCGCUCAUCGGGAAUCGCGGGCAUAUUACUCGAAUUUUCGGAAGUGACGGGAAUAUCCCAAGCAGUUCCGUUACAGGAACGUGGGGUAUUCCAUUACAUUCAGACCAAAGGGCAUCCGGUUGCCUCGCGCGCUAGGCGCCUCGCACCAGGCAAACUCAGAGCAGCUAAGCUGGAGUUUCGACAUCUGAUGGAGGCUGGGUCCCCAAAAAAGAUGGGGAAUGGAGAGUUAAAUUUACACAAAAAAACAGUAUUUUCUUGCUUGGAUAUUCAUCAAGCCUACCAACAGAUCCCGGUAGCGCCGGAGGACGUUCCUAAGACCGCCGUGAUUACACCGUUCGGCUUGUUCGAAUAUUUGGCAAUGCCGUUCGGGUUACGUAACGCCGGUCAAACGUUCCAAUGGUACAUGAAUCGCGCCCUCGGCGACUUGGAAUUUGCAUUCGUAUAUGUAGACGACAUACUUAUUGCUUCCGCGUCGAGGGAAGAACAUAUCGCGCACACGCGGACAGUCCUUGAGAGACUUAACAAGUUUCACUUAAAAAUUAACGUCGAAAAGUGUCAAUUCGGGGUACCAAAACUAACGUUUUUAGGCCAUUUAAUUAAUAGAGAAGGUUACAAACCGACACCCGGAAAAAUUGACGCGAUUCAAAACUUUGAUAAACCCAAGACAAUCGUCGAGUUGCGUCGAUUUCUUGGGAUAAUAAAUUUUUAUAGACGAAGUAUACCUCACGCCGCCACUCUCCAAGCACCCUUAAACGCGUACCUUACGCAGUCGCGGCGAAAGGAUAAAACGAAAAUUAAUUGGUCGGUAGAGGCCGAAGAGUCCUUUCGGAAAGUCAAGGAAAGCCUUGUAAACGCGACCUUGAUAGCGCAUCCCUCGGGGCACGCCGUGACGCGGGUGGUCACAGACUCAUCCGAAUUUGCAAUGGGGGCGGUGUUAGAACAAAAACUAGAGGAUAUGUGGAAACCUCUGGCAUUUUAUUCAAAAAAAUUCAAUCCCGCUCAACAGAGGUACAGUACCUACGAUCGGGAGUUGACAGCAGCUUAUUCUGCUGUGAAACAAUUUAAGCAUUUCCUGGAAGGACGCGAGUUUAAAAUCGUGACGGAUCAUAAACCGCUUAUAUACGCAUUUAUGCAGCGCGCUGAUAAGGCCGAUCCGCGUCAGGUGCGCAUGCUGUCGUAUAUAAGUCAGUUUACGACCCAGAUCGAAUUCCUUCCAGGGGUCGACAACAUCGUGGCCGAUUCAAUGUCGCGCAUAGAGUCCAUAAGACUGCCCACGGACAUUGAACUGUGCGAACUGGCGCAGGCACAAGAGAAUGACGACGAGUUGGAGAGGAUUCGAGACGAGGUCAACCAUCCUCUCAAACUCGUGCGGCUUAUGUGGGGUCCGGCCCACACGCGAUUGUACUGUGAACAGUCCGGCGAAACUGUGCGCCCUUACAUACCCAGUGCCCUAAGGAAAAAAGUUUUCCAUUUGUUUCACGCGCUGUCACAUCCGAGCGCGAAGCUUCCAAUACCUAGUGUACAACAAAACAAAUCAUGCAAAAGGCUGGCGUCAAUGCAAGUGUUUCAAGUGUUCGUCGUGUAUUACAAUCAUGCAAGCACAUUAGAAGACUAA
This is a messenger RNA of Colletes gigas, 2592 nucleotides long. RefSeq lists its product as uncharacterized. The record is from RefSeq and is a predicted model, not a curated record. The transcript has 5 exons. Bases 1 to 2592 code for a protein of 863 amino acids. Lineage: Eukaryota; Metazoa; Arthropoda; Insecta; Hymenoptera; Colletidae.